UGAAUCACUUAGACUCGCUCAGUCUGUCUGGUUGGCAGCACAGCGGAAGCUGCAUCUUUGUAUUCCUUUCCCCUUGUUUAUUUACGGAUCGGAUCAAUGGAAAAUAAACCGAGCCGCGGAAGAAAGCGACUCACCGACACUGGAUACAGUAAAUAACUGGAUACAGUUAAGUGAGGAAACGAGCGUCUGUCAUCAACCUACGCUGCGAGACUGGAUAUGUGACGAAAGAUACACUUUUACUAGGGGAGUAUCAUAUGAUGAGCCUUGUCCCAUUUCAUAUUCGAUAUGACACGACAGGUUAUUAAAGUAUUAAAUGAAUUCGGCACUGGAAAGGCUUGCUUGCUUGUUGAUAUUUAUAGCACUUAAGAUGUGAAGAAUGUAUCUUAUGCACUUGGGAAUAAACUUAGGGAAUGUCCUGUGAUUUGGGAACGAUGGACAACGGACCCACUAUCGUCUACGAGUGGCUGAAAACCCUCCAGCUGUGUCAGUAUGUGGAGUCAUUUGUUGACAAUGGUUAUGAUGACCUGGAGGUGUGCAAACAGAUAGGAGACCCUGACCUGGAUGCCAUCGGCGUCUUCACUCCACAUCACCGGGAAAAGGUUCUCCGGGCCGUGGAGAGACUCAGAGAUGAAGACAAGAAGGUGGCACCGGGACUGUAUUUCACCCUUGAACCCCUUCCACAUGGCACAUGCCCUCAAAUUAGUGACUGCAAACAGAAAUGCACCAAGUCAUGGGUCAAUUCUACUUGGGACAGGCCCAGGAUUGGACUCUCUAAUGACAUCAAUGCUCUGGAGAACCACAAGGAGCUGGUGGUGUAUCCUAAACUCAAGCUGAAGAUAAUGAUAAGGGAUAAGCUGGUGAAGGAUGGAAUUGACCUGAGCAAAAUGCCCUACUCGCAUAAAGAUGGCUCUCUGGGUAACAUCGAGGAUCUGGUCCAAGAGUAUUCAGAGUAUUACAGCACGUCGUACAGCGAAGUGUGUGACAGAAUGGAGGAGUUACGCAAACGCAGAGUCGCUCAAGAAGCAGAGACGGGAAAGGCUGAAUCAACAACAUCCCUUCAGCUGCGUUUGGAAAUCCAGGAGUCGCUGGGUCUGUCUAGUGCCGUGUCCACACCUGAGGUCGAGAGGAGGCAAUCAAUGAACAAAUCCAGCUCUGAAGACGGAUCUGCAGGGAAAUGGGACAGAAAGAAAAACAAAUCGUUCUGGCAAAACUUCCGCAAGGCACAGAAAGGGAGCAUUCGAGUGCCACCGAAAGGAGAGGAUCUGGGCUUUGUGGCCAGUGAGAUCACAAUGAGUGAUGAAGAACGCAUCCAGCUGAUGAUGAUGGUGAAGGAGAAGAUGAUCACAGUGGAGGAAGCCUUGGCUCGGCUGAAAGAGUAUGAAACGCAGAACAAGCAGUCCAACAGCGUGGACACGACCGAUUGGACAGACACACCCAGUCCCUCCAUGACCGAAACCUCCUACUGUAAUUCGAGAGAGCAGUCUGAAGAUGAGCUGGAAGAGUCAGUCACCUUUCGUCGACUUCAUAAACUUGUAUAUUCAACUCGACGCGUGAGAAAGAAACUUAUACGAAUUGAUGAGGCAAAAAAACAUGGCUCAAAAGACCCUGUGAGUCCUGAAGUGCUCCAGUCCAGCGAGGAGGGUGUCUCUCUGUACUCUGGGGUGCACAAACGUCUGGCCAUGUCCCAGGGUGACUGUCUGAGCUCUGUGCUUCAUGAACAGCUGUCUCUGGACAGAGACUCGGACAGUUUGACCACGUCUCCUUCCUCCAGCAGCUUAGACACCUACAGCAGCCACAAGCUCUUCAAGGCCUUCAGUAAGUCCAGCAACUGUCAGGGGCUGGAACCCACGAUGGGACCCGGUGGAGCGGUUUCUGGGCUGGACGCAGGCAGCGGAUCCUCCUUCUCUGAGGCAGACGGUGAGGUCGAGCACAGGUUGUCCCGCUCUGUGACCGAUGGGGAGAUGAGACGAGCCCUGAGCCCCACUAACUACCAUGGAAGGACCUGCAGCUUUGGAGGAUUUGAUCUCACAAGCCGAUCUGUGUACAUGAGCAACAGCAGCAAUGACCCCACAAAUGAAAACAGUGAUAUCAGCAUGAGAGACGCGUCCAGAUCUCCAACUCCUUCCCGUAUCUCUCUGGGGAAGAAGGUGAAAUCUGUAAAAGAGACCAUGAGGAAACGCAUAUCCAAGAAAUAUAGUUCCUCUCCAUCGGAGCAGUCGAGCCCGAGCCGAGCUCCCAGCAGCCCACUGUCUCCUCACACUGACACAGACUCUCUGGAGAAACCCAGACUUAAGGCCGGAGGAUCGGUGGAGAGUCUGAGGAGUUCCCUCAGUGGACAGAGCUCCAUGAGCGGUCAGACGGUGAGCACCACAGACUCGUCCACCAGUAACCGUGAGAGUGUGAAAUCAGAGGACGCUGAUGAAGAUGAGCUGCCGUACAGAGGACCUUUCUGUGGCCGAGCUCUGGUCCACACAGACUUCACCCCGAGCCCGUAUGACACCGACUCCCUCAAACUCAAGAGAGGAGAUCUGAUCGACAUCAUCAGUAAGCCGCCCAUGGGCACGUGGAUGGGGCUCCUCAGUGACAAAGUGGGAACGUUUAAAUUCAUUUACGUGGACGUGCUGAACGAGGAAGAGGAGAAACCCAAACGCGGUGUGAAGAAGAGGAGGAAAAGUCACCCUCCUAAGCCGACCUCUGUGGAGGAGCUUCUGGAGCGCAUCAAUCUCAAAGAGCACAUGCCUACGUUCAUGUUUAAUGGUUAUGAGGAUCUGGACACGUUUAAACUGUUGGAGGAGGAAGAUCUGGACGAGCUGAACAUCAUAGAUCCUCAACACAGAGCCGUGCUGCUCACCGCCGUCGAGCUGCUGCAGGAGUGUGACAGUAACAGUGACCCGGAGCGCGAGAGAUCAUCCGGAGACUCUCAAGAGAAGCUUCUGUCCGAGAGCAGCGUCCCGCCAGGAGACUCUCCACGUGACUCGGGCUGUUACGAGAGCAACGAGAACCUGGAGAACGGCAAAGGCAAAAAGACGUCUCAUUUAAGCAGGUCCUCAUCAGGCUUUGAGUCCAGCCAUCUCUUCUCCCCUGAGUUUCCCAUCACACCCCUCUGCCAUUCCAGCAGGUUGAACCCACAAACCAGACAGGACGGUCCACUUCCACUGCAGAUCAACUCCAUCAAGAGUCUUCAUCUGAGAAGAAACCACUGGAUGUUCAGAGAAAGAUUCCUGAGUCGCAGUUCUGGUGCACUGAAUCAGCUGUCUUCUCAAACUGAGCUAAGAAAACUUUACUUCUCACUGGAGGAACUUCAUCUGCACCAGAGUCCUGUGAGAAAGCAGCCGUAUAGUUUAGAAAUGUUGUCCAAUAGUAUUGAGGAGAAUCCAAGUCAAGGUCAGAAGAAUCUUCUCACAGCUGACGAGUCUGAAGAGACUGGAAACGGAUCCAGCGUCUCAGAGGUGGAGUAUGAUGUGGUGCCUGUAGAUGAUCUUCCUCCAUGUACACAGCGCAUGAAACCACCAGUUCCUCCAAAACCUCUUCCACUGCUGUCGUUGAAGAGCAUUGAUGCUGGCUUCGGGAGAAAGGAGGUUUCUACAAGCACAUCUAAGUCUAACUCUGGCACAGAGAUUCCCAGGAUUUCCAAGUCGCUCAUUUACAGACCUGCAAAGAAGGAUAUUUCUGGUAAAACGGCCAACCUGGAGACUUUAGUGGAGGAAAAGUUGUGUUCUGAUGACAUCGACCUCACAGAAGAGCCAUAUUCUGACAAGCAUGGCCGUUAUGGAGUGCCAUUUUCUCUGGUCCAGAGAUAUUCUGAAGAUCUGGACAAACCUUUGGGUGACAUUGCCAUGGUGAUGGAUCAGACGAGAGUCCAACAGCUUCUAAAGCAGCAUCGUAUAGCGAUCCCACUGAGAAGUUUGUCAGAGAUAUGUGUGACUCCUUGAGCACGUCUUAAUGGAUUUCAGAACUUGGAGAGCAACUUUUGAGGAAGGGCUGGAAGGAUCAAACAGCACAGUACUGGUUCAUUGACUCUCCUAGUUGAAUUUUACUUUCUUUUGAUUCAGCUGAAAGUUUUUCCAGCUAGCUCCUGAAUUAUUCUGUCCUUUUAGGGUUUAGACAGCACAGUAGAAGCUGAAAUAGUUUGACUUUCAUAUGUGGCUAUGUUUUGAAGUCAAUGAUGAGUGAUUACUUUUGAAUCAACUUUUGAUUUCUGUCUGUAAUGAUCUAAAUGCAACAGUUCCAACUAAAACUUUGCCUUUGAAAAACAGUUGCCUUUGAAAAUGUACAUAUAAUAGUGACUCCUGAAUAGUGUAAACCUACAUUUGUUGUGAUACGUUUUGGGUAUAUUGGAUAGAUCCUUAUCAUCAUCAUCAUCAUCAUUUUUUCCCCUUCAAAAUAAGCAGUUUUUAUUAUUAUUAUAUUAAAACAUCUGCCUGGACUAAACAUAUUUUCAUUAUACAUGUUUUUAUUAUGCUGCCUUGUAUUUAUUUUCAGUAAUGCUCAACUGAUUUCAAAACAUAUUUAUUUCCAGCUGUAAUAUAGGAUUUAUUUUCUUGUAACAUUUAUCACCAAUUUUUUAUUUUGAUUAUCUAUAAUCAUUCUUUUAUGAGAUUAAGAAGAGUUCUGUUAUUUUAUAGACUAAUGCAAGUUGGUGUGAAUGAACUGUAAACGCUUGUAAAUGGAUUUUCAGAGACAAAUUUGUUUUAAAAGCUAAUAAAAAGUCAAAAA
Molecule: messenger RNA, 4716 nt
Organism: Carassius carassius (crucian carp)
Lineage: Eukaryota; Metazoa; Chordata; Actinopteri; Cypriniformes; Cyprinidae
Gene: sash1b
Product: SAM and SH3 domain containing 1b
Exons: 21
Coding region: 411-3932 (1173 amino acids)
Molecular function (GO): protein binding
Source: RefSeq, a predicted model, not a curated record